AUGUCGGCCACCAAGGUUGUCAUCAUCUUCGGAGCUGGCAAGAGGGUCGGUGCCUCCGUAGCUGCCAAUUUCGCAAGCAUCGGCUACAAAGUCGCCCUUGUGUCGAGGAGCGGUACCGGGGCCAUUAACGAGCAAGGAUAUCUCUCGUUGAAAGCGGACUUCACCGAUCCAGGGACUGUCGCUCCUGCUUUCGAUGCCGUCCAAGCCGAGUUCAACACUCCACCUAACGUUGUCGUCUACAAUGCUGGGGCCCUGUCCUUUCCGACUGACAAGACCUCUGUCCUAUCAGUUCCAGCAGACAAGAUAGCGAGCGACCUCAACAUCAAUACUGUUAGCGCCUACGUCGCUGCUCAAGAGGCCGUCAAACGAUGGGAGACCCUGCCCACAGCAGCCAAAAAGACGUUCAUUUACACGGGUAACGCCUCGAAUGAGAUCCUCGUGCCCAACCCCUUGUGGUUGACCCUUGGCAUGGGUAAGAGUGCCAGUGCCUUCUGGGUCGGACUAUCUGACAAGUUGUACGAGGCCAAGGGCUACCGGUGGGUAAUAUUCUUGCUUCAACGUGAUCUAGCGCUGAUGCAGCCUUCUAGGUUCUUCUACGCCGAUGAGCGCAGGGAAGACGGUACAGUGAAGGGAAACAUCGACGGUCCGUAUCAUGGCGAGUUUUUUGCACACUUGGCAACUCAGGAAGAGAAGCUGCCGUGGCAGGCUACCUUUGUGAAAGACAAAGGUUACGUUUAUUUUGAUCCCAAAUCCGUGAGUGUUAACAAGAUCAUGGAGUUGGCCAAGCCUAUGUUGGAUGCUUGGCUUAAAAACUAG
Molecule: messenger RNA, 816 nt
Organism: Didymosphaeria variabile
Lineage: Eukaryota; Fungi; Ascomycota; Dothideomycetes; Pleosporales; Didymosphaeriaceae
Exons: 1
Coding region: 1-816 (271 amino acids)
Source: RefSeq, a predicted model, not a curated record